AUGUUCUUGACUAUCAAACCCGAGGAGUUUGAAAAGUCCAGCAUCCAAGCUAUCAAGGAUGCUAUCCACGCCAAAUACGCCAAUAAAGUUAUACAGGAAGUUGGCUUGUGCAUCUGCCUUCGCGACAUUCUCAAGUCCUCCGAGGGUCUCAUUGGCCACGGCACUGGGAUUGUAAACGUCAAUGUCGAGUUCAGGCUGGUCGUGUUUCGCCCCUUCAAGGGCGAGAUCAUCGAGGGAAAGAUCAGCGGGUCUGACCAGGAAGGCAUAAAGAUCGGGUUGGAGUUCUUUGACGACAUCUUCGUCCCUGGGCCCGUCAACCUUUUCGAGGGCGUGAAGUACGUUGGCGCCGAACGUGUUUGGGUCUGGGUCACCGAGCAAGGAGAUGAGCUGUUCUUCGAUCUUGAGGAGACUGUGCGCUUCAGAGUCGAAGCCGAGAUCUGGACAGACCAGUCUCCGCAGGCUCCCACGACAGACGACACACCAGUGGAGAGAAAAUCGCCAUACCGCAUCAUUGCCUCGAUGGCGCAAGCAGGCCUUGGCCCCACCUUGUGGUGGGAAGAAGGCGAAGCGGAGGAAUGA
Messenger RNA from Diplodia corticola, 579 nucleotides. Its product is annotated as dna-directed rna polymerase iii 25 kd polypeptide. Gene Ontology annotation, cellular component: RNA polymerase III complex. Bases 1 to 579 code for a protein of 192 amino acids. The transcript is spliced from 7 exons. Gene Ontology annotation, biological process: transcription initiation at RNA polymerase III promoter; DNA-templated transcription. NCBI's taxonomy places the organism in Eukaryota, Fungi, Ascomycota, Dothideomycetes, Botryosphaeriales, Botryosphaeriaceae. The record is from RefSeq and is a predicted model, not a curated record.